CUGUGUGAUUGAUAAAGAGCCACGGAUCUGUGCAGUCUCAUAAAUGGAAAAACCACCGACCAUGGGAAUUUCUCUUCCAAGUCUCUUUUGCCUGAUUCUUGUUGGGAUCACAAUAUCCUGCCGUGCCCAAGACACGUGUCCUGAUGUAAAACUCAUUGGAGUUGGAGAAUCAGAAAGAAUGGCAAUUCUAAGAGGGUGUCCGGGGUCUAUGGGAUCCCCAGGGCAAAAGGGAGAAGCAGGGACACAAGGAACCAAAGGGAACCCUGGAAUCCCUGGAAUGUUGGGCCCCCGUGGUGAGAAAGGAGACAUUGGGCCUCCUGGACUCUUGGGGCCACCUGGCGAGAGAGGAGACCCUGGAAUCCCUGGAAUGUUGGGCCCCCGUGGUGAGAAAGGAGACAUGGGGCCUCCUGGACCCUCAGGGCCACCUGGCGAGAGAGCUGCUAAGAACUGUAUGGAGCUGCUCAAUUAUGGAGUCUUAUUCACCGGCUGGUACACAAUCUAUCUGGAUGGUAAUAAGCCUAUAAAGGUUCUCUGUGACAUGGAUACAGAUGGAGGGGGAUGGAUAGUGUUUCAGAGACGAGUGGACGGUUCUGUGGAUUUUUACAGAGACUGGAAAUCCUACAAACAAGGUUUUGGCAGCCAACUGAGCGAAUUCUGGUUGGGAAAUGAGAACAUUCACCGCCUUACGUCCUCAGGGAAUUUCCAACUGCGCUUCGACCUGGAGGAUUUCGACAACAAUCGAACCUACGCCACCUACAGCCAAUUCCGACUGGAGCCUGAGUCUCAGAAUUACACCCUACGUUUUAGAGAAUUCACUGGGGGCCCUGCAGGAGACUCCUUGUUUACUCACAAGGACAGAGCAUUUAGCACAAAGGAUGCGGAUAAUGAUCCAGCCAGUAAAACUAACUGUGCAGAACGGUACAAAGGGGCCUGGUGGUACGAGAGUUGUUACCAUUCCUGUCUGAAUGGGGAAUAUAUGCGAGGACAACACGAUAAAGCAGAUGGAGGAGUCCACUGGGCCAAAUUCAGAGGGGUUAAUUACUCCCUGAAAGUGUCUGAAAUGAAGCUCCGCCCAGAAAAGUAACAGGAAAUCACUUGAUUAUUAUCUGUUAAUUUUAUAAAUUGAUUCCAAGGGCGCCAUUAUUCUGUACUGUGCUAUUCACUGACAAAUGUUUGAAUUUUUUUUUAAAUAAAAAAAACAUGCAUUUUA
This is a messenger RNA of Xenopus tropicalis (tropical clawed frog), 1210 nucleotides long. It is a transcript of the gene col11a2l, whose product is annotated as collagen type XI alpha 2 like. NCBI's taxonomy places the organism in Eukaryota, Metazoa, Chordata, Amphibia, Anura, Pipidae. The record is from RefSeq and is marked provisional.